AUGUUGCGGUUUGGCUUUAUUUCUCUUCAAAGCUCACAAUUAUUAUUUGGACAAUUAAAACGAUUCUCAAUUUCUGUUUCUACCGUGUCUUCUAAUUUGAAUACUGGCCAUGUUCAGAGUAUACCUCGAUCUAAAAUUGAAUUUCUUGCAAAGAUGCUAUUUAUGCCCUCUCAGAGUCCUCCGGACAGCCGUCUUCUUAAAAUUGCUGUUCUUGGAUAUCCGAAUGCAGGAAAGUCUUCCCUUGUAAAUAUGCUUGCAAAUUGGCGAGUUUGUGCAGUUUCUGGAAAAGCUCACACAACUCGUUCCAAGCAAACUGUCGUAUUUACCAAAGACAACAUCCAAUUAGCUUUUGUCGACCUGCCUGGCCUUGUUUCAGCUCGUCAAGUUCGACAAUUCAAACUGGAACGUACCUUUAUUCGAGAUCCUCAUUCAGCCAUAUUCGAUGCCGAUUUAAUAGUAGAUGCUUCAAAUAAAUACGCAAGGCUGGCGUUAGACCCGGAGCUCUUGAAAGCCCUUCACUUUUUCCCUGAAAAGGAAUCCAUCUUAAUUUUGAACAAGAUUGACAAGUCUCGAGGGGAUCAUUGUCGUCUUUUGGAUAUAACUCGACGUCUAACUGGGGGAGUUGUUGGUGUAGCAGAACUGGGUACUAAACUCCUUUCCCAUUUAGACUCUUUUGUCAAUAAGUAUAUUGAAAGGACCAAAUUGGGAGAUAGUUGGUCAAAGAUGCAUCGCAGUAUUGAGGACAUUGUUUAUCCUUUGCUCCCAUCAGAAGCACACGAGGCUGCUCAAGCGAGAUUAGAGCAUGUUGAAAAAAUUAUGGCUCUCAUUUCGCCUCCUAUUCAAAUUGAAUCUCUUCCGAAAUCGAAAAUCGAAUCCAAGGCGGUUGAAGAUGUUAAAUAUCUUACGUCGUCGUCGUCGUCAGAAAAUCAAAAUGAACUUGCUCAGCCUUUUCCGGUAUCCGAGGCAUCAAACGCAGAACUGACAUCCGGUGAAAUUGGACGGGAAACAGAAAUUCCGCCUAAAAGUAUUCUGGAAAGUGGUACGUCAUCAACUUUAGCAUCAUUAAUUCUUUUUUGUUUAAAGCUUGCUAAGUUAGUCUUGAUAUAUAUAUAUAUGUCGUAUAAUCAUUAA
Rodentolepis nana is the source of this 1131-nucleotide messenger RNA. NCBI's taxonomy places the organism in Eukaryota, Metazoa, Platyhelminthes, Cestoda, Cyclophyllidea, Hymenolepididae. The record is from the annotation of a GenBank genome assembly.